AAGAGAUCUACACCACGCCAAAAAAAAAGAAUUAAAAAUAGAGAGAGGCAAACAAAAUCCCAACUACAACAGCAUCGACGGAGAUUCCAAUGCCGGAAACGUACUUGGAUUCCUCCGCCGCAUUUCCAAAUUAAUCCAUCACGCAUUCCUCCUCGAUCCCUAAUCACAAUGAUUCACCGAUGCAUUUCCAAGGCGCCUCCGCCUCCCUUACCAAUCUCCAGACCCAAAACCCUCACCAAGUCCACCAUCCGCUGUCAAUUGGAGCAGAAAGCGCCGCCGCUCCCCUACACGGGGCGGGACCCCAAUGUGAAGAAGCCGGGUUGGCUGAGGCAGAAGGCGCCUCAGGGGGAAAAGUACGACGAGGUCAAGGAAUCGCUGUCGAGGCUCAAGCUCAACACUGUAUGUGAGGAGGCGCAGUGCCCUAAUAUUGGGGAGUGCUGGAACGGCGGCAGCGACGGCAUCUCCACCGCCACCAUCAUGUUGCUCGGCGACACCUGCACUAGGGGCUGCCGUUUCUGUGCUGUGAAGACGAGUAGGAACCCGUCGCCGCCCGAUCCUAUGGAGCCCUAUAAUACUGCCAAGGCUAUUGCCAGUUGGGGUGUAGAUUAUAUUGUCCUCACCAGCGUGGACCGAGAUGAUAUACCUGAUGGUGGAAGUGGCCAUUUUGCUGAAACAGUGAAAGCAAUGAAGGCACUUAGUCCUGAAAUCAUGGUUGAGUGUUUAACAUCAGAUUUUCGAGGUGAUCUAGAGGCUGUAUCCACGCUUGUUCACUCAGGAUUAGAUGUGUUUGCUCACAAUGUUGAAACUGUGAAACGACUGCAGCGGAUAGUAAGGGAUCCUAGGGCUGGAUAUGAGCAAAGUUUAUCAGUUUUGAAACACGCAAAGCUCGACAAGGAAGGGAUGAUAACAAAAUCAUCUCUUAUGUUAGGACUUGGUGAAAGUGAUGAUGAAUUGAAGGAAGCAAUGGCUGAUUUAAGGGCGAUUGAUGUUGACAUUUUGACUCUAGGACAAUACUUACAGCCUACUCCAUUACAUCUUACAGUCAAGGAGUAUGUUACCCCAGAAAAAUUUGCUUUCUGGAAAGAUUAUGGAGAGUCAAUUGGUUUCCGUUAUGUUGCCAGUGGACCCUUGGUUCGAUCAUCGUACAGGGCGGGAGAGCUGUUUAUCAAGACUAUGGUAAAGGAGAAGACCAAAAAUGGAUCUGCGUAACCUACCAACACAUUGUAGGACCUCAAUUCUUUGGCUGCCAAUUAUAGAUAAGCUUUGUAUUGUAGCGCUAGCAAUUCCAAUUCAUAAUUUGAGUAUGUAAUCACAUGGAUCCCAAAAUUUUUGAUGCAGAUAUUGUUUAUUGUUAUUUAUGAA
Molecule: messenger RNA, 1362 nt
Organism: Salvia hispanica
Lineage: Eukaryota; Viridiplantae; Streptophyta; Magnoliopsida; Lamiales; Lamiaceae
Product: lipoyl synthase, chloroplastic-like
Biological process (GO): lipoate biosynthetic process
Cellular component (GO): chloroplast; mitochondrion
Molecular function (GO): 4 iron, 4 sulfur cluster binding; lipoate synthase activity
Source: RefSeq, a predicted model, not a curated record